UCAGUCAGAAUCGCGGAUCGUAUCGUUCAAGUGAAAAAGUGCUCGGAAAAAUUGCCUCUUCCCAUCGGUAUUGCCUUCGCGGUAGCAAAAAUUGCCGUCCGGUUGCUCGGUUCGAACGCCGGAUAUGUGCUAGUGAGUGCGUCAGCCGUUAUUUUACCUGCAAAUGAUUUUUCGCACGUUCAAAAGUUGACUUCCAAUGUUCACACGUGUUUGAGGUUAGAUCUGUCACUGCUUCCUUCUGCGCGGCGGUUCUUUAUCUCUUUUCGAGCAACAAAAUAACAACUGUGCACGGGUCCGCGGACAAUUUUGUUACAUAAACGUACGCUUGCUGCAAAGCGACAACCACAACGACAAUGACCAGCGCGGAUCGGAUACUGACGGUAGCGCUGCAAACCAGCUACGAUCUGCGGCGACUGGCGAAUGGUGGCGGCGGUGGCUCUGGUGAAUCCUGGAAAUUUUUACCAUAUUUAGCCGAAUCGAAACCCAUCGAACCGAAAUGUCCGCCCACGAAGGCGGAACUGGAGGAAGCCGGUCUCCUUCCGACGCAGUCGGAUCGACGAGAGCCAAGCGCCGAUGAGGAAGCGAAACCCGACCCGGAGGUGCUGUUCGAGCAGAUGUUUGAACUGGAUAUCGAUUAUCUGAAGAGUUUGGAUCCGAAGGAUUGGAAAAACCAGGACCAUUACGCUGUGCUGGGAUUGAAGAAAAUGAGAUUCGAAGCUACGGAGGACGACAUCAAGCGAGCCUACCGAAAGAUAGUUCUCAAACACCACCCGGAUAAGCGGAAAGGACUCGGGGAAGAGGUUAAACAAGAUGAUGACUAUUUUCACUGUAUAACGAUGGCUUAUGAGACGCUGGGAACGUUGAAGAAUCGAAGAGCUUUCGACUCUGUCGAUCCCGAGUUUGACGAUACAUUACCUUCGCAGAGUGAGACUAAGAAGGAUUUCUUUGGUUCGCUGAAGGAGGUUUUUAAGCGGAAUUCACGGUGGAGUGAGUCGCGCAAACCGGUUCCACAGCUGGGCGAUGAAAAUACCGAACGCGCCAAGGUGGAACAGUUUUAUGACUUCUGGUAUAACUUCUCUAGCUGGAGAGAAUUUAGUUAUUUAGAUGAAGAGGACAAGGAAAAGGGUCAAGAUCGAGAGGAGCGUCGUUGGAUAGAGAAGCAAAAUAAAGCCAUUCGCUUGCAACGUAAGAAGGAAGAGUCUGCUCGUAUACGAACGUUGGUUGAUUUAGCCUAUAAUAACGAUCCGCGAGUUGUUAAAUUCAAGAAAGAGGACAAGGAUCGAAAGUUGGCGGCUAAACGGGCAAAGCAGGAUGCCUAUCAGGCCCAGAAAGCCGAAGAAGAGCGACUGGCGAAGGAAGUCGCCUUAGCCAAGCAGAAAGCUGCUGAGGCAGAACAAAAGCGAAUUGAAAACAUUCAAAUUGAGAAGGAAAGGCUCAAACGGGCCUUGAAGAAGGAAAGAAAGUCUUUCCGGGACGCUGUCAAGGCUAACGAUUAUUAUGUGACGGAUGAAAAAGACCGUCUCAAACAUUUGGAAGGAGUUGAAAAGCUGUGUGAAUCGCUGAAACUUGUAGAUUUGCAAGAGUUCAACAAAGAAUUGACGGCCAACGGCCGUCCUGCAUUCAUGAAAGCUUUGAAUGAUCUGGAACAAAAGUUGGAAGAGGAACGCCGGGUGGCUCUUGCAGCUCAAAGUCAGUCAAUCCCGAACAAUGCCGGUCUGAAGGUGGUUAACCGAAAAGCCCUUUGGAAUCACGACAACGUUCAGUUGCUAAUUAAAGCCGUCAAUCUGUUCCCGGCGGGAACAAUCUCCCGCUGGGACGUAAUUGCCAAUUAUCUCAACCAACACGGCACCAAUUUGGGUGAUUUGAAAUUUUACGCUAAGGACAUCUUGAAUAAAGCCAAGGAGCUGCAAAGCGGUGACUUCUCCAAGAGCGAUCUCAAAACCGUCGUCAACCAGCAGGCGUAUGAGUCUUUCGAAAAGACCCGUAAAGACCUGAAGGUGGUGGACAAAGCUGAGAUCAGUACAAAGGACGAUGCGGCAGCAGCGGCGAAAACGUCGAAACCGCCAAUGCAGAAUGGUCGCGCGGAAGAGCCGCUAACAAAUGGAACACAUGAGGCUUCCGAUGAGAAGGAGAACAUCGUCAGCACUUCCCAGCAACCGAAACCGACUCCUGCUGCAACAGCAGCAGCAGUAGAGAAAAAGGACACACCAGCUGCUACGAAGGAAGCCGCCAAGAAGGAGAAAAAAGAAAAGGCGGAAGCAAAAGUGUGGAGCAAAGAGGAGCAAGCACUACUGGAGCAGGCCAUCAAGACUUACCCGAUUUCUACGCCCGAUCGUUGGGACCGGAUAGCGGAAUGCAUCCCGAACCGAACGAAGAAGGAGUGUCUGCGGCGGGUGAAGGAAAUCGUCGAUCUGGUCAAUGCCAAGAAGGAAGCCCAGCAGACGGUCAAGUGAAACUAGACGGCGGAGAACUGCCGUUCGUGUGUACCGCAAGCCUGGGGUUAUAGAUUGACGAACGAACAGGUCUUAGUAAUGGUAACGUCUCAGAUACACAUACAAACAGCGCACCAACGGUCUGCUGCUGCUAGUUAAUAAUCUUUACUUGAUUUAUCCUCUGCGACUACUUUAUGUCAGUAUUUGUAAAUAAAACAUUGAACU
Molecule: messenger RNA, 2657 nt
Organism: Sabethes cyaneus
Lineage: Eukaryota; Metazoa; Arthropoda; Insecta; Diptera; Culicidae
Product: dnaJ homolog subfamily C member 2
Exons: 2
Coding region: 354-2453 (699 amino acids)
Biological process (GO): 'de novo' cotranslational protein folding; regulation of translational fidelity
Cellular component (GO): cytosol
Molecular function (GO): Hsp70 protein binding; ribosome binding
Source: RefSeq, a predicted model, not a curated record